Melospiza georgiana is the source of this 1539-nucleotide messenger RNA. RefSeq names its product cAMP responsive element binding protein 3 like 3 (gene CREB3L3). NCBI's taxonomy places the organism in Eukaryota, Metazoa, Chordata, Aves, Passeriformes, Passerellidae. The transcript has 10 exons. Gene Ontology annotation, biological process: regulation of transcription by RNA polymerase II. Gene Ontology annotation, cellular component: nucleus. The coding region runs from base 1 to 1539 and encodes 512 amino acids. The record is from RefSeq and is a predicted model, not a curated record. Gene Ontology annotation, molecular function: DNA-binding transcription factor activity, RNA polymerase II-specific; RNA polymerase II cis-regulatory region sequence-specific DNA binding.
AUGGCCGGUAGCGGGGCGGGGCCACGAUCGGGCCUAUGGAGGCGGGACCUCCGAGAGGUGGGGGCAGAAAGCCCGGAGGGGCGGGGCCCCGUACAGGCACAGGGGGCGGGGCCUAAGUGCGCCGGGAAGAACGCGCGGCGGAGCGGAGUCUCGCGAGAUCUCGCUGAGGGGGAGAAGGAGUUGGCUGCUGUGGUCGGGGUUCCACACCCGAGGGGCGCCGGCACCAUGGCCUCCAGCAUGGGCAGCCUCGAGAGCCUGGACCUGCUGGAUCUCCUCUUCGACGUCCAGGACGGGAUCCUGCGCGAGGUGGAGCUGGGGACGCCGCCGGGGGCCUGGCCCCAGGACAGGCGUGCCCCGGACAGCAAUGACCUGCUGAGCUCCGUGCUGGGCUCUGGGGACUCGGUGUCAGACUCGCCCAGCUGGUCCCCGGCCACCAGUGACAGCGGGGUGUCCGAGGACCCCCCCUCUGACCAGCACGACAGCCCCCCCCGGAGCUGCGGCGGGGGUCCCCGAGAGGUCCUGUACCCCUACACUGAGCCAAGCCAGGCCCAGCCCCUCCCGGCGGGGUCGGGGGUCCUGCAGCCCGAGGUCUCCAUCGACCUGGACAUGUGGCACUUCUUUCUGGAGGAGAGCCAGGACCCGCCCGUGGUCCCCCCGCCCGCAUCCUGUGCCCUCACCGUCAAGGACCUGCUGCUCUCGGGCAGCUCUGACAAUCAGCCACAGGCUCCUGGCUCCCUGCUCCGGCCCAGCCAGGGCCACUUCCAGGAGCUGGUGCUGACAGAGGAUGAGAAGAAGCUGCUGUUGAAGGAGGGGGUGACCCUUCCCACGCAGCUGCCCCUCACCAAGUACGAGGAGCGGGUGCUGAAGAAGAUCCGGAGGAAGAUCCGGAACAAGCAGUCGGCCCAGGAGAGCCGCAAGAAGAAGAAGGAGUACAUCGAUGGGCUGGAGAGCAGGAUGUUGGCGUGCACGGCUCAGAACCAGGAGCUGCAGAGGAAGGUCCUGCACCUGGAGAAGCAGAACUCAUCCCUCCUGGAGCAGCUGAAGAAACUCCAGGCCAUGGUGGUUCAGUCGAGCAACAAGGCAGCACAGACAGGGACCUGCCUGGCGGUCCUGCUGCUCUCCUUCACCCUCAUUGUCUUCCCCUCCAUCAGCCCCUUCGCCCCCAGCAAGGCUGAGGCAAACGGCGACUUCAGGCCCGUGCGAGUUUUCUCCAGGUCCCUGCACAACGCCGCCGCCUCCCGCGUGGUUCACACCCAGCCCCAGGCUGGGGAUGAGAAGCCCCCGGAGCCGCUGUGGUCGGAGCCCGUGCGCGAGACCCCCGAGACCCUGCACGAGGCGUUCCAGGACACGUCCCCAGCACUGCCGGCCAAAGGCUCCCUCCAGAACCACACGCGGCCAUCGGGCACCGAGGGGCUGAGCCACCACGAGCACGGGGAGCAGGCCGAGGCCGUGCCGGGGGAUGGCUCCGUGCCACACCCGGGGCUGGCAUCCCUGGCGUGGUCUGAGCCCGCGGUGCUGGAGCCGGCGGAGGAGCUUUAG